CUCUCAGCAUGCCACCUUUUUCGCUGGCGCUAGUCACAUUCAUUUCUAGUCUCAUUACCACUACAAACUCAGAUGUUUCAGCAAUGCAAGAACAGCAUAGGAAUUACUUUGGCGCUGGUGAUUUUGAUUUUUGGUACUGGGAUCUUGCCUGGCUGGUUUGGGAUAAGCAAUGCUCGCAGUAUAACAUAAGUCGUCCAAUAGAUACACGCAUCACAGGUGGCGAUCUAGCUGCGCCCAACAUGUUUCCCUAUCAGGUGGGUCUGUUGCUGCUGCGCGCUCCUAAAAUCUAUCAAUGCGGCGGUGUCUUGAUAUCAGUGAGCUAUGUGCUUACUGCGGCGCAUUGCAUUUAUAACUCCACGCGUGGCAAAGUUUUUCUGGGCUCGACAGAAUUUGCCAAUCCCACAACGUCGGCGGCUGUUUAUAAUGUGAGUGCAAGUGACUUCGUCGUCUAUGAAAAGUAUACGCUGCGUGGUGGGCGUGAUGACAUCGGCCUCGUACGCCUACCCAUGCCAACUACGUUCUCCGCGGCUGUACAAGCAAUACCGCUAGCGCGUAGCUUUAUGACACAGUCCGUGUUGGAGGGUGAAAUUGUCACCACAUCCGGUUGGGGACUAACCAGCGAUGGGGAUAGUGAAAAAAUGGAAUUCAAUUUGUUGUUAUACUAUGUGGAUGCGCCGGUGAUGCCGCAAAGAGAAUGCGCCUGCUAUUAUCUGCCUGGUUUGGUGCGUAGCCUUAAUCACAUUUGUGCGAGUGGUGCUGGUGGACGUGGCAGCUGUGAUGGUGACUCUGGUGGACCACUAACCUAUUACUAUCGCAAUAAAAGCUAUUUGGUUGGCUUGACCGCCUUUGGCAGCGCUGGCGGCUGUGAAAUUGGUUUCCCUUCGGUAUAUACGCGUAUAACUUCAUAUCUAGAUUGGAUUGCAAAGCAAACAGGAUUGAAAGUUGAUUGA
This is a messenger RNA of Rhagoletis pomonella (apple maggot), 950 nucleotides long. Its product is annotated as brachyurin. Gene Ontology annotation, molecular function: serine-type endopeptidase activity. Gene Ontology annotation, biological process: proteolysis. The record is from RefSeq and is a predicted model, not a curated record. The coding region runs from base 9 to 950 and encodes 313 amino acids. NCBI's taxonomy places the organism in Eukaryota, Metazoa, Arthropoda, Insecta, Diptera, Tephritidae. The transcript is spliced from 2 exons.